AUGACGUAUGUGGAUGCAUUUGUGUCUAUGGAGCUUCAGGAGCUAAAAGAGGCUAUUAAGAUUCACAAGAGCGCCUCACAAGCGACAUUGAAGGACAAUGAGAAGAUCUUCAAUGAACUGAUCCACUCCUUUAAGAGAAGCCGAUCUAAGGUGACAAAUAUGAUCAGAGAUCAGGAAAAGGCUGAAGUGAGCCGAGCUGAAGGACUCUUGGAGCAGCUGGAGCAGAAGAUUGAUGAUCUACAGAAGAGAGAAGCUGAACUGGAACAGCUUCCACACACGGAUGAUCACAUCCACUUCUUACAGAACUUCAAGUCUUUCUCUGAACCUCUGGAAUCAACCGACACAUUCAGAGUUACCGUCAGUUCUCUUCUCUCUCAUAAUGAUGUGAAAAAAUCCGUCUCAGAACUGAAGGAAAAACUGGAGAAGUUCUGGAAAGAAGAGCUGGAGAAAAUAUCCGUAACAUACAUUACUGUUGUCUCCACCAAUGAACCCAAGACUAGGGAAGAGUUCCUACAGUAUUCUCUUCAGCUCACUCUGGAUAUAAACACAGUGAAUAUACGUGUUCCUCUGUCUGAGGAAAACACAGUUGCUACAUUCACUGACACAGCCCAGCCGUAUCCUGAACAUCCGGACAGAUAUGAUGUUUGGCCUCAAGUGAUGUGUAGAGAGAGUGUGUGUGGACGCUGUUACUGGGAGGUGGAAUGGAGAGAUGGUGCAGGUGUUUCAGUGUCAUAUAGGAGCAUCCGAAGGAAGGGAAAGACUAAAGACUGCAUCUUUGGAUAUAAUGAUCUGUCGUGGAGAUUGUUCUACUCUGACUCCAGUUACUCAUUCUGGCACAAUAACAAAGAGAUUAAAUUCCCUGUAGUCUCCAGCUCCUCUAGAAUAGGAGUGUAUGUGGAUCACAGAGCAGGAAUUCUGUCCUUUUACAGCGUCUCUGACACAAUGAUCCUGAUCCACAGAGUCCAGACCACAUUCACUCAGCCGCUCUGUCCGGGGUUUUGGCUUUAUAAAUCAACAGUUAAACUGUGUCAUCUAAGAGAGUAGCCUUAUAUUUUCACAUAUGAUGCUUGUGCUGAAUGUUAAAUCACUUACAUUUCACUUAACCACUUAGGAAUGCGUGCAAAUAGCUUUUCCUUUAUAAUCACUGAAGCUUUACACUGUACAAUGAAUCUUUCAUUUAUGUUGCGGCCCGCUAUGCUUUGUUUGUCCUAUUGAGAAGAUUCAUGAGUGUGCAUAACUUAAUCUCUGGCAUUUUAAAGCACAAAUUCAGAUUAUGGGACACCAUACUUGGCUGCACUUCAUAUAUA
Carassius gibelio (silver crucian carp) is the source of this 1307-nucleotide messenger RNA. RefSeq names its product tripartite motif-containing protein 16-like. Gene Ontology annotation, molecular function: protein binding. The coding region runs from base 1 to 1044 and encodes 347 amino acids. Lineage: Eukaryota; Metazoa; Chordata; Actinopteri; Cypriniformes; Cyprinidae. The transcript has 6 exons. The record is from RefSeq and is a predicted model, not a curated record.